AUGCGUCUCGCCAGCAUCUUUCUCUCCCUCGCCUCCCUGGCCUGCGCCGCCGAGUUAGGCAUCGAAACCACCCACAAGGUCGAAUGUACCCGCAAGACACAAAACGGCGACGGUGUCUCCAUGCACUACCGCGGUACCCUCCAAGACACCGGGAAUGAGUUCGACUCUAGCUAUAAGCGCAACUCUCCUCUGAGCUUCAAGCUCGGUACUGGUCGUGUUAUCAAGGGAUGGGACCAGGGUCUUUUGGAUAUGUGCAUUGGUGAGAAGCGUACUCUUACCAUCCCUCCUGAGUUCGGCUACGGUGACCGUGGUGUCGGUCCCAUUCCCGGCGGCGCGACUCUGAUCUUCGAGACCGAGUUGGUCGGCAUUGAUGGCGUUGACAAGGAUGAGCUGUAA
Molecule: messenger RNA, 396 nt
Organism: Penicillium waksmanii
Lineage: Eukaryota; Fungi; Ascomycota; Eurotiomycetes; Eurotiales; Aspergillaceae
Gene: fkbp3
Product: peptidylprolyl isomerase family protein FPR2
Exons: 2
Coding region: 1-396 (131 amino acids)
Biological process (GO): protein peptidyl-prolyl isomerization
Molecular function (GO): peptidyl-prolyl cis-trans isomerase activity
Source: RefSeq, a predicted model, not a curated record